AUUCGUCAGGAACUAUAUAAAUAUUCAUAAGAAUGACGAAUUGAAAAUAUCAACAUUAUAUUGAAUAAACAUUAGUUCCAUCAAAUAGUUGUCAAAAUCCUAACUCAGAUUUGAAUGAAUAAAGUUUUGUCUGGACAUAGGUUGGUUUUUUGUGCAAAGCAAUUCCGAUUUUAUACAAGCUUUAAUUUUUUACGUUUUUCUUGCAUCAUUUUCAGCCAGUUCUUUUAUUUCGCGAUACUGAAAAAUGGGCAACGAAUUAGCUGCUAUUGUUCCUUCUCAAAUUUUACCUAUUGAACAACAUCUAACAGAGCUAAAAGAUCACGAAUUUCAAAAAAGUUUGGGAAGUACUCGAUUCCUAAAAGUGGCAAGAGUGCGUAAUGCGACAGGGAGCGAUUUAGUUGUGAAAGUUUUUGCCGUUCUUGAACGUCCCCUACCACUAAAAGACUACCUAGAUUCAAUAGAUCGGCAGAGUUCUCUGUUGAGAAAUUGCUCCAACUGUCUUCCCUAUAUUCAAACCGUCCUAACUGAUAAAGCAGCCUUGGUAACUAGACGAUUUUGCAAGCACAACCUUUAUGAUCGUCUAAGCACAAGACCUUUUCUAAAUGACAUAGAGAGACGAUGGAUUGCUUUCGGAAUACUUUCGGCUAUUGCCCAAGCUCAUGAAAUGAAUGUGUUUCAUGGAGAUAUCAAAACAGAGAAUAUUCUUUUAUCUAGUAGUAACCAUGUUUUCCUCUGCGAUUGGGCAUCAGAAUUCAAGCCUAUUUAUAUUCCUGAUAAAAGUCCCUCGGACUUUGAUUAUUUCUUUGAUACAUCAAGGAGACGAACCUGCUAUUUAGCACCAGAGAGAUUCUUCGAAUCUGAGCCUCCAUCAAAUCCCUGUCUUACAUAUGAAAUGGAUAUAUUCUCUGCUGGCUGUGUCUUUAUUGAACUUUUUACCGAUGGGCAAAUUCCCUUUACACUAACUAAACUUUUAGCAUUCCGUAGUAGAGGAAAAAAAUAUGAUCCAGAGGAAGUUAUAAGUCGAAUAGAAGAUGCUCAAAUUAGACAUUUAGUUAGAAAUAUGACAAAUAUAGACAAAAAUCAGCGUUUAACAGCUCAGGAAUACUUAGACAAGGAAUAUGGGAAGACUUUUCCAAAAUCUUUUUAUGAAUUCUUUCCCAGCUAUGCGAAAUCACUGCCGGUUGCUCCCGACACAAAAGUUCAAAAGCUAAACGAGGACUUGGAAGAUGUCUUGCUAAAAACGUUGGAAAGUGAUUCUCUCGUUCUCUGCGUACCUCUGGUAACAUCUUGCAUUCGAUCAGUCAGAAUGGUCUCCUCCAGAUUAUCUGCUCUAGCAUUUCUCAAAAAAAUAUCUGUUCGCUUGGCUUCUGAUCUAGUCCUUGAUAGAAUUAUACCUUUCAUUCUGCAGUUACUUGAUGACGUUGUACCAAGGGUAAGAGCAGAAUCUAUAUACGUUUUAACAGACUGCAUUGAAAAUUGUAAGCUGCCUGAUUCAAAUGUUUUACCAAAUUAUAUUCUGACCAAAGUGCGGCGUUUAACAAAUGACGAAGCUCCAAUAGUUCGCCUAACCCUUGCACGAUGUCUUUGCUCACUAGCUGAAAGUUGUUUGCGAUUUCUAGAAUGUGCAGCGGACUCUGAUUCAAAUAUAUCAUUCUAUUUAGAAAUAGACGAGAUAAGAGAUUCAAUAGCUCAAAUAGCGACCCAACUACUAAGAGAUCCACAACCCGAAGUGAGGCAAACUAUGGCUCUUGGUGGGGCUGCCAUGUUAUGCAGCAUAUUAGGGAGAAAAUUAGCAGCAGACGUUCUCCUAUCUCAUAUGAUAACGUUCCUCAACGAAAGACAAUGGCGGACAAGGCUUGCAUUUUUUAAAAGUUUAGUUCAAGUCGCAGUAUUUGUGGGUGUCCAAGCGAGCGAUGUUGUCACUCCUCUGAUUUCAUCCGGGAUGAGAGAUUCCGAAACCUUAGUUAUUCAGCAAGCUUUAAAGAGUGGUGCUAUUCUUGCAGAGCAUAAACUUUUGAAAAAAACAACAAUGUAUGAUUUACUUAAUCAAUCAGUUAUUCCCUUACUUUCACAUCCAUCACUGUGCGUUCGAUACGCUGCAUGCUCAUUUGUCUGCGCGGUUAGCCGAACAUUACAUCCUGCAGACAUACAUUGCUGCAUUUUUCCAAAAUUGGAAAAGAAACUGGAAACCAGAAGUGCUGUGUACGUUGAAAAAGAGCAUCUAUUACUCACAAUGCUCAAGCCUCCAAUAUCGCGUGAGAUUUUAGAUAUGAUACAAAAGUCUCAAGAUCCGCAAAAAGUAAUUGAGGCAAUUCGAGCAAAGAAAUUUUCACAUAGCGUUACAUCCCUCGAGUCAUCAAUAGAAAAGAAAUUAUUGAGAUUUGACUUGAACGAACAUACAACGGAUUCUCUAAUUGAGCUUCGAAAUUUCUUUACCAGAGAUAGUAACGAAUCUUCCUCAGACUUGAGAAUGGGAGAAGUUGACUUAAAAAAUGUAGUGGGAGUUUCCCCCAGGCACGUUACUCUUGUUAAACUGAAAAAGGAAGGUAAGAAGACUAGAGAUGCCGCCGAAGGUCUCGGAAGCAUGAAUGAAGAUUGGAAGCAAAUGUUUGGAGGUGGUGCUGCUGCUACCUUUGAUACAGCAUCUGCCAGACCACUACGACACUCCAACGAAGUAAGAACACUGGGUAAAUAUGAUCAGUCAGAAGCUCCUGCCAGAACGCCUUGUCAGAAUGACCUACAGCAGCUAGUCCGCGUAAGAAGGAAGCAGAUUUUUAAUUCUGGUUUACUUUUAGAAGAUAAUAAGGAGUUGAAAAAGAAACCACCCAAAGAUUGGAAACCAAAGGGAUUGCUGGUAGGACAUACACAUGAACAUAGAGGCUCCGUUAAUGCUUUGAGAAUGAGUCCUGAUUCUUCUUGUCUUGCCAGUGCCAGCACAGAUGGAACGAUAAGAUUAUGGAAAUGCUCUAAAAUGGCAGCAGGCACCUCAUCCGGAACAACUAUUCGAUCGCAGUCUUCAUACUCUCACCAGGGUGGCCAGAUAAGAUCUGUUGCUUUUUCUGCUCCUGACCAAUUCGGUUCCAUUUCUAAUAAUGGAACUCUUCAUGUUGUUUCCAUCGCUAGUGACAAGUUAAAGUGUACAAAAGAAUAUGACAUGGAUCGGUCUAUUGACGUUGAUACUGAUGGGAUGCUAACAGACUUAACGUAUAUUCCAUCUUGUCAAGCCUAUUUAUUUUCGACAGUACAUGGACUACUCCAAGCAAUAGACACAAGAAGUCCAGUGACAGCGUUAAAGUUGGAACAAGAGCCGGAAAUGGGCCUUAUAACAUCGAUAGCUCCAUCUCAAUUAGGUGAAUGGUGGUUGGCCACUGGUACAAUAAAAGGUAUCAUAACAAUUUGGGACCUUAGAUUUCUGUUGCCUGUAUCGACAAUCAAAUCUCCCGCAAAAAAUUCUAUUAAAAAAAUACUGGCUCAUCCUUCAGAUAGAGCCAAAGUAGCUGUUGCUUAUAGCGGGAAUAAUGAGGUAUCCGUUUGGAAUUUGGAAGGUUCUAAUAGAGAUAUGGCAAUUUGGGCCUCUCCAGCUGCUCCUCUCUCAGUUCAAAAAACUAAUGCUCAUUCUAUAUGGGGAAUGCACCUCGGAGUUCAUGAAGCUAGCAAUGACUGUUUCAUAUUAACAGGAGGAACUGAUAUGAGAUUACGAUAUUGGAAUUUAAAUAAAGCUGAUAGUUGUUGUAUUUUCACAAAAGCUGGACAUGAUAGAAGGAAGACUUUAAAUGCGACCUACCAGCAAAAAUUAAUUGAAGGCACAAAUGUUAUUCAAGAAGUCUAUGCCCAAGAACAAAUGGAAGCACCAAAUCGUCUAGGUACACCUGCUCACGCAAUGGAAACACCUCCAGUUGGUCACCAUGAUAUUGUUACGGAUAUUGCAGCUUGCAGGAUUGCUGAUCAUAAUUUGAUAUUCAGCUCCUCCAGAGAUGGAGUUGUUAAAGUUUGGAAAUAG
Molecule: messenger RNA, 4000 nt
Organism: Dimorphilus gyrociliatus
Lineage: Eukaryota; Metazoa; Annelida; Polychaeta; Dinophilidae
Source: the annotation of a GenBank genome assembly